AUGAAAACACGGCGGAGAAAUGGUCUAACCAACACCCGAAUCAAUAAGCGACCUAAUACGUUAGAGAAUGGAAGAGAAAACUCAUUACCGAUCCCAAUCGAUCUCAUGAUCGACGUAUUCUCAUGGUUGCCGGUGAAAGCUAUAGGAAGAUGUCGCUGUGUAUCGAAGGUCUGGGCUUCUAUACUUCGCCGUCCAGAUUUCACGGAGUUGUUCUUGACUAGAUCUUGUGCCCGUCCGAAGAUAUUGUUCGCCUGCCAAAAAGGCGGUGACUUGUUCUUCUUCUCGGCACCUCAUCCUCAAAACCCGGACGAGAACUCGUCUCAUCAUGUUACUGCCAAUUAUCAUAUGAAGUUCUCGUUUGAUGGUUCCUUUGGAAUAUGUGGUCUUUUCCCUGGCUUGGUCGGUGUAUGCAUUCGGACCCCACGUGGCAUGGAAAAGAUGUUGGUGAUAGUAACCCUAGCACGGGGCAAUCCUUACCUUUACCCAAAGUAA
Molecule: messenger RNA, 492 nt
Organism: Microthlaspi erraticum
Lineage: Eukaryota; Viridiplantae; Streptophyta; Magnoliopsida; Brassicales; Brassicaceae
Source: the annotation of a GenBank genome assembly